UACACCAUUUGUCCAUAUUAAAUGUAUUUAAUGUACAACAGGCUAUUACCUACUCAUAAUGACUGAUAAAAUAAGACAUUUUAUGAAAUCUGUCUUUCCUUUAUACAAAUAGAAAAGAAGGUUACGUAAUUUCCGGACUAUAAGUUCCUACUUUUUUUCAGGCUAAAACAACGAUGCGGCUAGGAUGAUAUUAAUAUAUGUAAAGUGGAACUAAAUUCUUCAAACCAGUGCUUUUGAGUUUAAUACACACGUGUAUCAUGGAAAACAUACGACGAAAUGCAUAUGAUGCGGCGUUCAAGGUAAAAACGAUCGAAUUGGCAGUUUUAGAAGGAAACAGCAGCUGCACGUAUGCUUGGCGUCAAUGAAUCGAUGGUGAGACGUUAGAGACGCCAGCGCGAGAAACUGUCUAGAUGUAAAAAGACGAGAAGGGCGUUCAGAGGUAAGAAAAGCCGAUGGCCAGAACUUGAGAACGUUCUUGAGGACUGGGUGAACGUACGGAGAGCGGGCGGCCAAGGCAUUUCCACUGUGCGGAUCCGCCUAAAGGCCAAAACAAUCGCCACCGAGAAGAAGAUCGAGGACUUUACAGGUGGACCGUCGUGGUGCGUCAGAUUUAUGAGACGAAAGGGCCUUUCCACCAGGGCACCGGCGACUCUGAGUGAGCGAUGCCCUCCCAACUGCGAGGAAAAAGUUACAACAUCCGCGAAUUCGCCCACGUAAAUACGAUGAGUGGGGACCAUCAGUUGGUCACUAUCAGUAUGAAGAACAAGAAAAGGAUGGACGCCAACACGUGUGCAUGGCAGUGGCGCAGUAGCUGUGUGAAGAAAUAUUCGAGAUAUACAGAACGAUUAUAUCACUGCAGUAAGAUUGGUUUUGAUUUUAAUGUUGGAUCUCAAAUGCACAAAAAACUGGACUUGAAGAUGGUGACAAAUGGUGUCAUACUUGAGAUGUGUGAUUUUGCUAAAAUGGUCAAUAAGAGUAAAAUACAGUUUGCCACACACAUUCUGGAGAAUAAUUUUGAUCUCGGGUUAGACAAUGAGCAACAGAGGAGUGAAUUUUCUUCUCGAAUUCUACACAAAGUGAAAGACCUUAUGAGAAAACCUAGAGAUGAACAUGGAGUUUUCACUCUCUGUGACAUUUUACAGUGUGCAGUGUGCACAAACACACUAGAGGAUGCCCUUAAUACAGAUGACACUAAAGAUGAAGAUCAAUGUGGUUUAGAAGAAAUCGAUGGACCACAAACUAAUGACAUCAAUGAUUUAGAUGAAGGUUUAAGGCUGCACUCAAAUGAACUGAAAGCAGAUGUUGGUCUCCCAUCAUUUCCUCAUUGUGAAGGGAUUGGACUAAACAUUGAAGUUGGUUCAAAACAAAGUCUAGAUCCAACUUCAUUGACGAAUGGGGUCAUGUUAGAACUGGUACAUUUUGCCAGAUUCAUAACUUCCUACAGCUCUAUUGUUCUGGGUUUGUUGGAACAUAAUUUCGAACUUGACAUAAAAUGUCCAAACCUCAAAAGUAUAGUUUGGCUCAAGAUAUUAGCCCUGCUAAAGAGGAGGAAGCAGCUCAUUGACAUGUUUAAAGAUGAAUCGUUUUGCUUUUACACAGAGUCGGAAAAGUCAGAAGCAGAAAACCCCUUGUAUCACUUCAGAGACAUUCCCAAAAAAAGGCAGCCUAAAAAGAGGGCUCUGUCAGCACCAAGAGGAGGUGGCACUAAGAUGUGCAAAGCGAAGAAGAUAAAGAAAGACAUCCCAUCACAGAAUAAAAACACAUGUUCCUGGGAUUCAGACCAUGCAUCAGAUUUAGAGCAUUCUUACAUGUGUCCCUUGGAUUCAGAUGAAGCUUCUAACAUAGAGGGCACAGAUAAUGAGAAUCCUGUACAAGACUCCUGUUCUAAUACUUUGAGACCAUCAGAGUUAGUUUGUUUAAGUACACAUACACCUUUCCUCACCAACUCUGAUCCUUCAUUCGAUGUGAACUCACCAUUUGCAGGAAAGUCUAAUAAACGUAAGUCAGCUGGAGACAAAAAGCAAACACAAAUUCCAGGAAAUGUCCCUGACAGAUGUCUGGCUGAAGAGGAGGACAUGCAAGUCGAGAGGGACAUGUGGAAGCUGCGCUCUAAACGUGUAAAGCAAAUUGUAGAAGACCAGGAAUACUGUGCAUUUCACAAAGCGCGGGAGGUCGGCAUAGAAUUCAACGUUGGCUUUGGCCCAAAGCAAAAAAUCAGUAUUAACUCUUUGACCACUGCUCUCUUUUUUGAAAUAGUAAAGUUUGCCUUGGCCUUGAAUUCAUCUCAGCAGGAGUUUAUCAUGGAGAUUCUUGAGUACAACUUUGACUUAGACCUGCAUAACAAAAUCCAAAGGAAAAUGUUUGCACAAGAUCUAAUGAUUAAAGUGAGACAGCUCAAAAAUAGGAAGUAUCCUGAGAAAUCCUCCAGAGAGAUUUUUGAACUCCCUGGCCUGGUGUCAUUGGUUAACAUGGCAAAGGCCAACAUGGGAAAUGUUGGUACUGAACUCGAAACCCUAUCAAGAAUGAACAAGUGUACAGUUGGUCCUGUGCGUCGUCCUGAUUCACAUGCAGAAGCUACUGAACAGAGUGUGAACCAUCAUCCUUUCUGUGAGGAAAUAGAGUUGAAGUUACAUGUGAAACACCACCAUCCCAAAAAAAAGCUUGAGCUGUACAAACUGACAAGUGGAGCGAUGUCUGAAGUGAUGAACUUUGCUGAAAGGCUGUGUGGAACAUUCCAAGAGAUUUUUGUUGAUGUCCUUCAACACAACUUCGAUUUUGAUUCGCAAAAUGGAAAUUCUGAUCCUACUACAGAUAUUCUCUUAAGAGUUCCUAUUGUGGUGGAGCAGCAAAAUCUGAUGAGAUGUUUUCCCUUCAGCCCAAGUUUCAAACUACAAUGGUCACUCAAGCCGAUAUGGGAGUUUGGGAAUCCCCCACCUUCAAAUGCACAGAGUAAUGAUUCUGUCCAGGUUCCCUUCAUUGAUCAAAAUGUAGAGAUAUGUGCUCACGCUGAGCAAGAAAAUGAGCUUGAUUUAUGGCUGUGGAGGUUGCGGGCCAAUCAGAUGCAGCGAAUCCUUUCUGUGCCUCAUUUAGAACAUUGCCCUCUUUAUUCUUUUUCCAAAUGCAAGAAAGUAGGCAUUGAUUUCAACAUAGGAUCUGGUGUCAAACAAAGUCUUGAUCCAAGGUUACUGACCAAUGGCGUUAUGGUUGAAAUAGACAACUUUGCCAGUGAACUUCAAGCUGCUCAAAAGUACUUCAUCACUGAAAUACUGGAGUAUAAUUUUGAUUUGGAAAGGUUUGACUUGAAAAACGACCUGAAUCGCAGCAUUUUUGCACAGCAGCUCUUCUUAAAAGUCAGAGCAGCAGUUUAUAGACGUUCACAAAGCCUGAUGAUGAAACCUUUUGAAUUGCCUGACUUAAGAUGCGUAGAAGGCUCUCCAAAAUUAAAGUUUUGCCCCAGAUGUUGUAGGGAUGAAUCUGGCCCAGGCCACAUGAUUCAUCCUCACUUACCUGCCACAGUGUCUGGUGAAGCCAACUGCACAGCAAAGCAGCCUGCAAAGGACUCCUCCUCCAUCUCCCCAACAUUGUUGAAGUCCAUAAUGCACAAAUACCAUCGCUGCAGGCUGAGUGGUUUAAGUCUGUGCAUGGAGAAAGACCAACCAAGCGUAAAACUUGACAUGCGCCUCCUGACACGGGGAAUUGUCCGUGAAGUAGCAGGUUUUGCCAAAACAUUGUGUGGAACAAAAAAUCAACUUGUGAAUGAUAUUAUCAAACACAACUGGUUUGGUUCACAGAGCAAAGACAUAAACCACGCAGCUCAGUUCACAGCGCAGAUGACUGCAAGAAGCAGGAAACCCAGUUGGUUCAAUGAACGUUUUGUAGCUCAGCCAAAUCAUCACAGAGAUUCUGGACAUACCGCGAAGGGAAGUAAAGUAGCAGCCAAAAACGAGAAGGCAGGUGACCGUGCUUCCACAGGACAGGUUGAAGAGGAGGAGAUGAUGAGUGUCUGUCAUCACGCAGAUCUGUGACUCAAUCACUCAUAUUACCACUAUUCUGUAAACAAAGCAAAUAGAAAAAACUUGCCAAGUUCUGAUGCCCACAAAGUAAGCAUUAGCCAUUCGGGGUAAACGCCUGCCUUAAGUUAUAUUUUAUCUAGUUAGAUGUAAAAAUUAUUUUAUUGUGUUGUUGAAAUAAAAGUGUAUGUUUUUCUCAA
This is a messenger RNA of Betta splendens (Siamese fighting fish), 4210 nucleotides long. RefSeq lists its product as uncharacterized. The record is from RefSeq and is a predicted model, not a curated record. NCBI's taxonomy places the organism in Eukaryota, Metazoa, Chordata, Actinopteri, Anabantiformes, Osphronemidae. The transcript has 2 exons. Bases 663 to 4025 code for a protein of 1120 amino acids.